This is a messenger RNA of Helianthus annuus (common sunflower), 945 nucleotides long. Its product is annotated as histone H2B. The record is from RefSeq and is a predicted model, not a curated record. Gene Ontology annotation, biological process: nucleosome assembly. Gene Ontology annotation, cellular component: nucleosome. Bases 34 to 726 code for a protein of 230 amino acids. Gene Ontology annotation, molecular function: protein heterodimerization activity; structural constituent of chromatin; DNA binding. The transcript has a single exon. Lineage: Eukaryota; Viridiplantae; Streptophyta; Magnoliopsida; Asterales; Asteraceae.
CAAAAACAUCAUUCAAACACAACAUAAACAUAAAUGGCUCCGAAGAAAACCGUCGUGAAAACCACCAAAAAAACCUUACGAGAAACCGUCCAAGUUUCAGUAGUCGAUCAAACCACCAAAACACCAAUCGCUAGAGACUUUUCAUCCAAAGAAAAAACCGAAAUCACCACCGUUCAAAACGACGUCGAAACCCAAGUGGAUGACGAUGGUGAAACCCAAAUGGAUGACGACGAAAACGACGUCGUAAACCCACGAGAAACACGAGAAAUCAAAAUCCAAGACGCCACACCCACUCCGAAGAAAGACGAAAAAAAACGGAAGAAACCCGCCACCCGCGACACUGAAAAACCGAAGAAAAUCGCGAGUGUCGCGGGUAGCGAAAAGAGGAAGAAGAGGAGGAGGAAGUUGGGGGAGAGUGGUGGGGGUGAAGGGUAUAAAAGGUAUUUGCAUAGAGUGUUAAAGCAAGUGCAUCCGGAUUUAGGUAUAUCGUCGAAAGCGAUGACGAUAAUCAACAAUUUGAUGGGGGAUAUGUUCGAGCGGCUGGCGGAGGUGGCGGGGCGGUUAGCGGAGGUCCAUAAGAAGAUGACGUUGACGUCGCGGGAGAUUCAAGCGGCGGUGAAGUUGGUUUUGCCUGGAGAGCUUGGGAAGCAUGCGAUUGCAGAGGGGUCGAAAGCGGUUACGAGUUACGUGUCCUACGGUGGUGGUGGUGGUGCAACUAGAUCUUAGGUUUCUUUGGUGGUUGUUUCAAUGUUUUAAAAACCGGUUAAACCACUGGAUCGAAACCACUGGAUCGAACCAGUUUUGAGCCAAAUCCGGUACGGUAUAAACCGGAUUUUAAAACAUUGGUUGGUAGGUUUAGGGAGAUUAGUUAGGAAUGUAUAUGGUAAAUGUAGUGCUAACGUUGUACUUGGUAUCCUUGUUUAAAUGUGUUAUGUUUUCUAGGUU